This is a messenger RNA of Megachile rotundata (alfalfa leafcutting bee), 2114 nucleotides long. It is a transcript of the gene Tsp26A, whose product is annotated as Tetraspanin 26A. Lineage: Eukaryota; Metazoa; Arthropoda; Insecta; Hymenoptera; Megachilidae. Gene Ontology annotation, cellular component: plasma membrane. The record is from RefSeq and is a predicted model, not a curated record.
UGGAAGGGAGAGCCAUCGAGCGACGGAGGGGCAAGCGCUAUGGUGGGGAGAAUCGGAGGGCAAAUGGAAAGUCUGACCCGCUGGCAGUCUCGUUGAUCCAGCCACGGGUAGUAUGCACCGUGACGUGACAAUGGCGGUACUUGUAAUUGCGGAACGGUGCGUUAUUGUGAUCAGCUGAUCGACCGAGCUCGACAGAACGAGGGUGCGGAGGGUGGUCCUGUUAUAAGACCGCGGUCAGAUAAGGGAGUCUAUUUGAAUAAAGUCGAUUUACAAAAAUAGGGAAAUUUUUGUUCGCGUUUUUCCGAAAAAUAAAAUGUCCUCGUGAUCCCGUCGGUGCUAUCUGUGUGAAUUAUAGUGUUUGCCAUUAUCGCGGCUGUGUUGUGUGCACGUAUGCGUGGGAUUCGGGCGACAGAUUAAAUGUGUGUUAGCCAUGCCCGCCGUGCGGAAAUACAGAAGGGAUACCAGUGAAGUGAGCUGCUGUCUCAAGUAUGUGAUCUUUGGAUUUAAUGUCAUGUUUUGGUGGCUGGGUUUGGGCAUCAUGGCGGUGGGUGUCUGGGCAUGGACCGAAAAGGAUACGUUUAAUAAUUUAUCCCGCCUCACAAACGUCGCCCUCGACCCAGCAUUUAUUCUCAUUCUAGUCGGUACAGUGACAUUUAUCAUCGGAUUUACCGGGUGUGUCGGUGCACUCAGGGAAAAUACGUGCCUCCUAGCUGCGUAUGCAAUAUUCCUGGCGCUACUGCUAUUAAUGGAAAUGGCGGCCGGUGUGCUAGGCUUUGUCUUCAAGGACUGGAUAAAGUCACAAGCCACUGGUGGUUUCCAAGCGUUCAUCAUCCACUACAGAGAGGAUCCCGAUCAACAGAACCUGAUCGACUGGAUCCAAGAAGAUUGGUUGCAGUGUUGCGGCAUCGAGGGUCCUAAAGACUGGGAUCGCAAUAAUUAUUUCAAUUGUUCGUCGAGCGAUAUUGGCUCGAGGGAAGCGUGUGGCGUGCCUUUUAGCUGUUGUAAACGAAAGCCAAAUGAAAUCAUUAAGAACAAGCAGUGCGGUUAUGACGUUCGGAAACCCAGCUACACAGGAGAGAGGAGUAUAUACGAGAGAGGUUGUCUAAGGGCGGGCGAGGAGUGGCUAGAAUUGAAUCUCGUACCUGUCACUGGUACCGUUGUCAGCACUAUGGUUCUACAGAACUUUGAGGUUGCCAAAGUGAUAUAUGAGAAAGGUUGUAUUCAAGCUGGGGAGGAAUGGGUUCAACGAAAUCUUCUAGCAAUUGCCACUGGCGCAGUUGGUACGGCAUUCGCACAGAUUCUGGGAAUCUGCUUCGCCCAAAACCUGCGAGCGGACAUAUUCGCACAAAAGGCGAAGUGGCAUUGACAAUUCCGAGCCCCCACGGCAGUCUAGCAUCUAAUCUUCAUAGAUGCUGAUCGUUCACGUUGAUCGAGCAAAGAAGAUCGUCGAUCUCGAGAGAAAGAGCAGAGUUUCGACGAAAGCAUCGACACCAUUCCGCGCCAGCAAGCCGAUUUAAAAUGGCGGACCGAAGACGAGCCAGGAGACGCGUUUUAAUUUUUAAGAUCGCGCGCUUUCACGAACUUCGUGAAACUUUACCAACGUUUCCAAAGAACUUUCAACCUUUGACUGACACCUCGUAACUUUAUCAUUACAUACCCUAUGUUCCGUGAGAACGCACGGUGGUUGCUACGUUCCUGAAACUGUCGCUUCCUUACCGACGCUGAUCAUUUAUGUACUACCACAAAAUUUAGGAUAAUUGACGUGAAUGAUGCAUUAAUUAUGUUUCUUGAAAGGAAAAUCCUUGCUGAAGGAAUUUUUUCUUGACAGGGCCGUAUUGGCAUUUUGUGCAGCCCUGGGUACAUCAAUGGAGGUUAAUGAAAUUUAUUGAAAGAAAAAUCUUUGUUGAAGGAAUUUUUACUCUACAGGGCCGUAUUGGUAUUUUGUGGGGCCCUAAGUAUCUCAAUGAGAGGUUAAUGAAAUUUUGGUGAAAGAAAAAUCCUUGCUGUAGGCAUUUUUUCUCGACAAGGCUGUAUUAGUAUACUGUGGAGCCCUGGGUACCUCAAUGGGAAGUUAAUGAGAUUUCUAGAAAAAAAAAUCGUUGCUUAAGGAAUUU